This is a messenger RNA of Bombyx mandarina (wild silkworm), 735 nucleotides long. RefSeq lists its product as uncharacterized. NCBI's taxonomy places the organism in Eukaryota, Metazoa, Arthropoda, Insecta, Lepidoptera, Bombycidae. The record is from RefSeq and is a predicted model, not a curated record.
UGCGUCCACUUCUAACCAGACUCCCGUCGGAUUUGUACGCGCCAAGUGAGCUACGUAUUUAGCUUCUGUUUCGCCUGUCCGUCCGUUUAUUAAUUAUAUUUUUCUGCAAUGAAUUCGUUUGAAAAACGAUGGCCGUUUUUCGCCAUGUAGCCUAGCGCAUAUGAAGUGAGUUUUGAUCGAUUUUGCUCUGCUGUUGACUGAGCCCAACCAGGAUCGAAGACCUCACCAGAAAAGCCAAGCAGUGGUAUUCGAAACUCGUCUUGUACCAGAUAAUUAAUGGAAAACCAUAGAAUCCUUGCAUUUCGAAUUGUGAUGAAGAUAACAUUCGGUGAUUUGAUAAUUUUCUGAGACCGAAUAAUUGGUUUUAUCGUGCUACGCUUUCCUGUUGAUGGAGCCGUAGUACCAGUGAGCCGCUGCCGAAGGAGGCCGCACUCAUAAAGCCCGGACCAGAAUCGACAAUAUCGGUUCAAAAACGAUCAACUGUACCCCAUGGAGACCAUUCUUAAUCGCCAACGAAAUUAUCUCAUCGGAAACCGCUUCACAAGCAAGAUAUUCCCCGGCCUGGUACCUCACAUCCAGUACCACCUCUGUCGCUCCAACGCCAACAUGCUAUGGAAAAUCGAAAACGAGCUACUGCAAAGCCAUCGUCAACGGGAAACGACCGGCAUCAAGAAACUAUACAACUCAUUCUUCGUUCUAUUUUAACCGAACACUAUAGAUACACGUUUUCGUAAU